AUGGCGAGAGUUGGUGAUGUCCACUACAAUUCGUUUGGAAGUUUUCUUGAACUUUUGAAGUUUUUAGCUGAGCAUAAUGAGACAAUUAAUAAUGUUGUUGGACGACAUGCUUCUAAUAAUCUUAAGUUAAUAACUCAUCAUAUUCAAAAAGACAUUAUAAAUGCCUCUGUUGUUGAAACUUUGAAUGUUGUUAUUGAUGAUUUGGAUGAUUAUCUCUUUGUAAUUUUAGCUGAUGAGUCUUGUGAUAUGUCUAUGAAAGAACAAAUGAUUGUUAUCUUAUAUUAUGUUGACAAAAAUGGUUGUAUGGCUGAGAAAUUUUUUGGAAUUGUGCAUAUUUCUGAUACAAGUGCUUUGUCUCUUAAAUUAUCAAUCAAGUCAUUAUUCGCUAGGCAUGGAUUAAGCAUGGCAAGAUUACAGGGCCAAGGUUAUGAUGGGGCUACUAAUAUGAGAGAAGGCGAUAUUCAUAUUGCAUCACUUUUUAAUAAGAUUGCUAAUUUGUUGAUGUUGUUGGAACCUCAUGAUAUGGACCCGACUUCACAGAGGGCAGUCGAGAAAGAGGUGAAGAGUCAUGCUCCACUUGCGGCUGAGACUGGAGGCAGGGGGGAAUUUGCUCCACCAGUACCAGAGUUAGUUGAAGCUGCAUUAAAGGUUGAAAAAGUCAGAAUAAAUGAGAAGAAUAGAAGGGAUAGACAACAGAAAAGAGGCCAAGGGCAGACCAGUAGUAAGAAGUUCAGAGGUCCACCUGCCUAG
This is a messenger RNA of Hevea brasiliensis (rubber tree), 750 nucleotides long. RefSeq lists its product as uncharacterized. The coding region runs from base 1 to 750 and encodes 249 amino acids. Lineage: Eukaryota; Viridiplantae; Streptophyta; Magnoliopsida; Malpighiales; Euphorbiaceae. The transcript has 5 exons. The record is from RefSeq and is a predicted model, not a curated record.